Messenger RNA from Candidula unifasciata, 435 nucleotides. The record is from the annotation of a GenBank genome assembly. NCBI's taxonomy places the organism in Eukaryota, Metazoa, Mollusca, Gastropoda, Stylommatophora, Geomitridae.
GGCCCAGGAAAACUCAGACUGAAGGCCAGUUGGGCAGCAGGAAAGGAUGUGUGGAAACGAGGACUGCUCAAGGUGUACGGGCCUGGACACAUCAAGGCAUGGGCGCAAGAAAUCGUAGUUCUGGGCUUGCUACGAAAAUCUCGCAGUGCAAGUGUUCUUAACUGUCUGUGGACCAGCAAUGUGAAUCCAUACCACGAGACCAUGACACUGAUCAGCGGAGACAUUGUUACUAGCGACUCUAGAUUAACCUGCCUGGAGCUGACCUCUGCCGGAACACUGCAAGAGCUGCUGAAGGUCAUGGAAAUCCCAUUGCCCGAGACGUGCCAGAGGUCGAUCAUGCAUGACGUGGCCGAGGGACUGUCCUACCUUCACGAGCAGAAUGUUCUUCACAGGAACCUCACUUCCGCAGCCGUUUAUUUAAAGGGAUCAGUACAG